CAAACAUAUUAUUAGCAACUCAACAGGUUCAUACUGUGUAUAUACGUUAGGAGCCCCACAAAUUAAAUGCAGACAUCAAUUCACACUUGAACUUACUGUAGCAAUGAAUAAUAAAGAGGAUAUUGAUGCCAUUACUGAAUGGUUGGACAACUGGGUGAGAUUGAUAAAUGAUGAGAAAGAUGCUGCCAAGAUAGCUGAUGGUUACACAGAGGACUGUAUUAUUAUGGUACCAAACAUGCCAAACAGAUUUGGCAGGGCAGCUGCUCGUGAAGCCAUGCAAGGUAUCAUAGACAGUGGAUUGAAAUACAAACAUGGCAAACGUAUAAUAGAAACUGAUGGUAACCUAGGCACAGAUCUGACUUACAUCCAUACUGAGACUGCUGAUGGAAAAAUUGUAGAAACGGGAAGGUCACAUUGUGUGUGGAAGAAGAUAGAUGGUGUUUGGUACUGUCAUAGGGACGCCUGGAGCCCAUGCCCUCAUUGAUACAGUUGGAAAUAGGCUACAAUAAAAUUACAUUGGACAUUGCACUGGAACCCUGCAUUUGAAGGAUGAUAGAGAGACUCAGAAAAUAGUUUAAUAAGCAUUU
Molecule: messenger RNA, 587 nt
Organism: Owenia fusiformis
Lineage: Eukaryota; Metazoa; Annelida; Polychaeta; Sabellida; Oweniidae
Source: the annotation of a GenBank genome assembly